Molecule: messenger RNA, 2957 nt
Organism: Poeciliopsis prolifica (blackstripe livebearer)
Lineage: Eukaryota; Metazoa; Chordata; Actinopteri; Cyprinodontiformes; Poeciliidae
Gene: alpl
Product: alkaline phosphatase, biomineralization associated
Exons: 13
Coding region: 400-1980 (526 amino acids)
Biological process (GO): dephosphorylation
Cellular component (GO): plasma membrane
Molecular function (GO): alkaline phosphatase activity
Source: RefSeq, a predicted model, not a curated record
ACCGCUAUUCUGGGAUCCGGUCAAGUGCGGCCUUAUAAAAAGCAGCGUGAACGCAGCACAAAGAACAUAGAUUUCAAGGUGAAGGGAGCUGAAUGGACCGCGGACACAUUUGGAUGUAGAUUUGUGCCACACAAAGUCCACCGUAGUAGGUGAAACUGUGAUAAACUUUGUUUUGCAACACACUACCGGCUUCUUUGGGAGACACCACGCUGACGACUGGCAGGAUCGCUGCCUCUGGGUGGACCUGGACGCUUCUGAGGACUUGUGCUGCUGCAGACACAACUGGCAAAGUGCAACUGAGGAAUGCUGUGACAUCGCUGCUGACAGCCUUCCUCUGCUUCCCAAAGCGGCAUCUUAUAGCUGUCUAGAGUUACGCAUCAGCCACUUUUAGACCACAAUAUGAAGACAUCAGGCCUGCUCAUCGCUUGCUCUUUUCUGAUCUCUGAAUGCCUGGGGAUGCCGCAAUUCCCUGAACAAGAGAAAAAUCCCAAGUUCUGGAAUGACUGGGCUCAGAAGACCUUGAAGGAUUCAUUGGAACAGGAUUUCAGUAAUAAGAAAGCAAAGAAUCUUAUCCUCUUCCUCGGAGAUGGAAUGGGCGUCCCCACAGUGACGGCAGCUCGGAUACUGAAGGGUCAGUUGAGUGGACAAAGCGGCGAAGAGAUGCAGCUGGAGAUGGACAAGUUCCCUUUUGUCUCUUUGGCCAAGACAUACAACACUGAUGCUCAGGUUCCAGACAGUGCGGGCACAGCCACAGCUUACCUCUGCGGGGUUAAGGCUAAUGAGGGCACUGUUGGUGUGAGUGCAGCAGCAGUUCGCUCCCAGUGUAACACCACAAAGGGCAACGAGGUCACCUCCAUCCUCAGAUGGGCGAAGGAUGCAAAAAAGUCAGUGGGAAUUGUGACAACAACACGAGUGAACCACGCGACGCCGAGUGCCGCCUACGCCCACUCCGUGGACAGAGACUGGUACUCUGACAACGAGAUGCCAGAUGAAGCACUGCAGUCCGGCUGCAAGGAUAUCGCCAGGCAGCUGUUUGAAAACAUUCCCUACAUUAAUGUGAUUAUGGGUGGAGGAAGGAAAUAUAUGUUCCCUAAAAACAUGUCGGAUGUAGAAUAUCCAGAUAUAACAAAGCAUAGCGGCACACGGAAGGACAAAAGAAACCUGGUGGAGGAAUGGAAAAACAGAAUGAAGGAUGAAAAGGCCCAUUAUGUAUGGAACAAGGAGCAGCUCAAAUCUCUGAAUCCAAAAAAUGUGGAUUACCUGCUGGGUCUUUUUGAACCUUCAGAUAUGCCUUACGACUUGGACAGGAACAUCGAUACUGAUCCUUCACUGACAGAAAUGGUGGAGGUAGCCAUCAAGAUCCUACAGAAUAACCCCAAUGGAUUUUACCUCCUUGUAGAGGGAGGACGCAUUGACCACGGACACCAUGAGGGCAAGGCCAAGCAGGCCUUGCAUGAAGCUGUAGAAAUGGACAGAGCCAUCGGACUUGCAGGUCGCUUGACCAGCAUUCAUGAUACCCUGAGUGUUGUUACUGCAGACCAUUCUCAUGUUUUCAGCUUUGGAGGCUACACACCGAGAGGAAACACAAUAUUUGGUCUGGCCCCCAAGACAAGUGAUGUCGAUCACAAGUCUUAUACCUCCAUUUUGUAUGGAAACGGACCUGGUUACAAACUUAUCAAAGGUGAAAGAGAAAAUGCUUCUGUUGCUAAAUAUGAUGAAAAGAACUACCAGGCCCAGGCAGCUGUGCCUCUGAGCUCGGAGACUCAUGGAGGAGAAGACGUGGCUGUCUUUGCCAAGGGUCCCAUGGCUCACCUGCUGCAUGGGGUGCAAGAGCAGAACUACAUCCCCCAUGUAAUGGCGUAUGCGGCUUGUAUUGGCCAGAACAAGAAUUCCUGUGUGUUGAAGGAUGGAGCAGUGGGCUUAACGCCAAUGUUCUCCAGCAUUGCAACCAUUCUCACAAUCACCUGGCUGCUGUGCUGACCCUCCUCAGACACUUUGACCUGUUAAUGUCGUUCUUAAUCAGGUUCACAUUUAAGGUUUUAGCAUUUGUGUUUUUCAUUUUGCAAUGUCUCUUUGUAAUAUUUUUGUAAUGCGAUUGUUUUCACAUAAUUAACCAGCAAAAUCACAUUCUAUUGUCCAGCAAUUUAAAAAAGCGCCUGCCCCCCAUUAUUUUGUAAUUUUUCAAAUAUUUUUUUUUUUAAACCAAAACACUAGUACAGUGUCUUCAGUUCAGGGAAGAAGGCAAGUAGAUAAGAAAGAUUGCUGAACCAGAUAGUCUUAGGAUGCAGUGAGAGGGAUUUGAGGGAUUUGUCAGCCAACUUUCAGAAAAAUAAAAUAUGUGAAAUUACAGGGAAAAAUGUCACCCUGUUUCUCACCUUCCUGCCACACAACAAGAAAAAAUACAUGCAUUCUAUUGAAAAUCUUAAAGGGGAUGUAUAAUGCAAAAAUCAUAUUUUGCACAUUUUUGUACUUCCAUUUGGGUCUCUACUGCUUCCAAAAACAGCACAACAAAACCAUUUUCUGGCAAUAAGUCAAUGUUUUUUGGUGUUUAUAAAAUGAAGAGUUUCAAAAUUCUCCAGAAUGUAAUGUCACAAAUUAUCUGGCAACUGCUCCUCACCUCGCAAAUUCAUGUACAAUUGCAAAUGUUGCAUUGAAGGUGGCUUGGCCAGCAGCAGCUUAUCUGGAUUUAAAGUGACACCAGGUCUGACAGCAGCUCAUUCUCAGAAGAGCAUAAAAAUGGCUAUACAUGUUUUGUAUAGCCAUACUUAUCCUAUCUUGGUCAGAAAGUGUAAUAUAUCACCUUCAAAAAAGCUUUUAUUUUUAUUGAUUCUAAUUAUUUUACACUGUGCAGUUACUUAAAACUCGACAAGUUUAAUUCAAAAAUAUUCUGACCAAUAAAAAAAUUUUUAUUACAGAAAUAUGGGUGUGAUAAAACGUAUGUUUAUUAUCUGCUUCAA